Coccinella septempunctata (seven-spotted ladybird) is the source of this 722-nucleotide messenger RNA. It is a transcript of the gene MCTS1, whose product is annotated as malignant T-cell-amplified sequence 1 homolog. The transcript has 6 exons. NCBI's taxonomy places the organism in Eukaryota, Metazoa, Arthropoda, Insecta, Coleoptera, Coccinellidae. The record is from RefSeq and is a predicted model, not a curated record. The coding region runs from base 142 to 690 and encodes 182 amino acids. Gene Ontology annotation, molecular function: RNA binding. Gene Ontology annotation, biological process: formation of translation preinitiation complex.
UGAAGUACAUAAAGUGUUCAGCAAAGAGGAAGAGGUUAAUAUUUGUUCUGUGACAUAAACUAACCACACUUUCAGUUGUCACAAAUCAAACAUUUGAAACCAGAGACUAGCCCUAUUUGAGACCGAAUUUAGGCCUCCAAGAUGUUUAAAAAAUUCGAUGAAAAGGAAAGCGUGUCCGGCAUGCUACAGCUCAAAUCUUCUGUCCAAAAGGGGAUCAGAUCUAAGUUGGUGGAGUGCUACAAGGAUCUCGAAGAUUACAUUGAUGUUAUUCUGCCCAAAAAAGACUCAUUACGUAUAGUAAAAUGCCACGACCAUAUAGAAAUUAUUAUUAAUUCUGCCGGAGAGCUAUUAUUCUUCAGGCAUCGAGAAGGGCAGUGGAUGCCCACAUUGAAACUCUACCAUAAAUUUCCAUUUUUUUUACCGAUGCAACAGGUUGAUAAGGGUGCAAUUAAGUUCGUUCUCAGUGGGGCCAAUAUAAUGUGUCCUGGUUUGACAUCUCCAGGUGCGAAGAUGACUGAAGUUCCCAAAGAUACUGUUGUGGCAAUUAUGGCAGAAGGCAAAGAACAUGCUUUAGCAAUUGGAAAGACUACUUUAUCAACAGAAGACAUAGCAAAAGUUAAUAAAGGAAUAGGGGUUGAAAACUGCCAUUACCUGAAUGAUGGACUUUGGCAAAUGAAACCGAUUAAGUAAUCUAUUUUGUAUAAAUAAACGUAUUCAUAAAU